This is a messenger RNA of Dichomitus squalens LYAD-421 SS1, 4080 nucleotides long. RefSeq lists its product as uncharacterized. Gene Ontology annotation, biological process: phosphatidylinositol phosphate biosynthetic process; endosome organization; Golgi organization. Gene Ontology annotation, molecular function: 1-phosphatidylinositol 4-kinase activity. The record is from RefSeq and is a predicted model, not a curated record. The transcript has 19 exons. The coding region runs from base 20 to 2482 and encodes 820 amino acids. Lineage: Eukaryota; Fungi; Basidiomycota; Agaricomycetes; Polyporales; Polyporaceae. Gene Ontology annotation, cellular component: plasma membrane; lysosomal membrane; fungal-type vacuole membrane.
CGCUCCCUGGACGUUGACCAUGCCACCCGACCGUUCUGAAUACCAGCCUCUGACGCAGAAUCCCGAUGACGAGGAAGCGGACGUCUCUGAGUCCUUACCGCAAUCGGUUACUGCACGAGGGUUACGCAGGGCGCAUCGACCAGUGCACAUUGACUUGAGGAAUCUGGACACUGCGUUCAAGAGAUGGACCGAAUCUAUAGCGCAGAAGGUGAAGCGGAAGAAGAAGGUCGAGGACAAUUCCAAGAAGGAGAUCUGGCACAGCGUGUUUGAGCCCCAAUACACUCCGUCGAUGGUGCACACCAGUCCAGUGAAGACCUUGGACCACAAGCCUCCUAUGACUGCUGCCGACUUCGAAAUAUACGUCCAAGCAGUGCGCGACGCCAUUGGCGAAGGCAUUCAUCCCAAGAUGAUUACCAAGGGGUCUUCUGGAUCGUACUAUGCCCGCGCGAAGGUCGACGGCCGCGUCCAGACUGUUGCUGUUUUCAAGCCGAAAGACGAGGAGCCCUACGGACGCCUAAACCCGAAGACUACCAAAUGGCUACAUAGGCAGUUCCGGUGGAUCAUACCCUUCGGUAGAGCUUGUCUCAUUCCCAAUCUAAGUUACAUCUCGGAAGCGGCUGCGUCACUACUUGACGAGCGCCUGGGUCUCAACAUUGUUCCGAGGACGCAGCUCGUGUCUUUAUCGAGUCAGGCAUUCUUCUAUGAUUGGCUAGACCGCACCGCGGCCAAGAAGGGGAAGCCACUACCUGAGAAGAUCGGCAGUAUGCAAUACUUCUUGCAUGGCUUCACAGAUGCUUCCGACUUCUUGCGAAAGCAUCCAUGGCCAGGUCGAGCCAUCUCCGACACGUUCGACGACGACAGCCACCGGAAGGGCAGUUUCUACAAGAAGUUCCUUGGUGCUCUCAAAGUCGUCUGUGGCAAGACCGGUGCGGAGGAGGACUACGAGGAUGACGACGUCGUCGAACGGAUGUACGAUAGGACGGAGAGUCGGUCAGGGGAGCCUUUCUAUUGGACGCCUGCGCUACAAGACAACUUCCGAGAAGAACUCGAGAAAUUGGUCAUCUUAGACUACCUGAUGCUGAACACUGACCGUGGCGCUGACAACUACAUGAUCAAGUUCUGCGAAGGCGAUCACUCGAAGUCGCUCGUAGACGUCGCGCCUUCACGGACAUCGCGGCCCGAGAUGCCCAUGAUGACUGAGCUUAGGCGGUCAGACACCAUAGGCAGCGGACACACUAUCAUCGGGGCUCCUACCUCGUCCGCAUACGCGCCGGCAUACUCAUCCAGUCUCCCGUAUACAACACAGCCGCACAUACACAUCGCCGCUAUCGACAACUCGUUGUCAUUCCCUCACGAACAUCCGAAGGGGUGGCGAUCGUAUACCUAUGGAUGGUUGUACCUUCCGGUGACAAUCAUUGGGCGACCGUUCAGUCAGAAGACGAGGGACCACUUCUUGCCUUUGCUGACAUCGAAGAUGUGGUGGGCGGAGACGACGUAUGAGCUGAGAAAGCUGUUUGCGGUAGAUCCGGACUUCCACCCCAAGAUGUUCAGGCGGCAAAUUGCGGUCAUUAAGGGACAGGCCUUCAACAUUGUACAGUCGUUGAAGCACGCAGAUGAGGGUCCUUUGGAGCUUACUCGUAGAACGAAAGUCCUGGUAUGGGACGACGAGAUCCCCAUGACCGAAGACAUGCUCCGAGACGCUGAAGUGGCGAAUAGCACGUCCUCCUAUUCUAACCAAGUUCCGCCCAUUUCCCCACACGCGUCCAUCGUCUCCAUGCCCCAACUACCAACACAGCAACGUCGAACACGCAGCCAGAGCAUUAACGGUUUCCCCCCGCCGAUACGGCGGUCGUCGACGGACAUGGUGGGCAUCUCGCGGCCCGUUUCGUUCUCGGCGAAGUUCCAGCGCGUGCAUCCUGCGACCACUGGGGUCACUGUGCUCGAGCACAUGGAGCGCUUGGAUGCCGUCGAGGCCGGGCUGAAGCGGCUGGGGGUUGAUGACGAUGACAUUGUGGACGACGAUGAGCGCGAGGUCGACGUCGGCGAGUCAUCGUCCGCUCCAUCCCAGCUGCACCGAGUUCCUUUGUCUGCACCACCGACUCGGUCCACCUUCGACUCGCCACCGGUUUCUCGCGAGUCAUCUGCGGAAGGUGGACUUAUGCUCUCUCCGUCGUCUCAGACGGAGCGGUUGCCUGUGGUGCCCGAGACGGAGGAUCGCGACAGUCUGCAGGAGGCUGGUGAGGCAGACUUGUCGAUGUCCUUUGCAGAAGAGGACUUGGUGGCCAUGUCCAAGAGCACGAGCCAGAUCGAGGCGCCACACUCGUCGCUGCAUACUCGAUUCACGAGCUAUCAGGGCGUCAUUGAAGAGGAGCCGAGUUUGGACUGGAUCCGUGAUCACUCAGUGGAGAGUCCGAAGACGAAGACAGUAAUCGUCGAGCGCCUGGAGACUGUCGAUGCCAAGCCGCUCUGCUCAUGCUGGUAAGCUACACUAGAGGGUGGGCCUGGGUAUCCUGGAGGAUCUCAGAUGAAUGUUAUACUUGCUGUUCUUAUCAAAUUCGCUGUCUGCAUGCUUUCGGCACGGACUACUAUUGUCAUCUAUUCUUGAUUCCGUCUAGCUCUUGUUCGUCCUUGUACAUUGGUUCACAGGAAGGAUUUUACUAUAGUCGCACAGCUGCUGCAAUGCACAUAUACACAUAGAUAUUAGACUACGUUCAUAGUCCAGUGCUGCCCCUCCAGGAUUAUGUCGAUAACAUAGCUGAAACGUCAUACAUCACUCCUCGCCCUCGGCCAUGAGCCAUUUUGCGAAGUCGUCGAGACGUGCUUUCUCGCCCUGUUCGCCCUCGCCGAAGUUAUCGCCGUAUCCGCUCCGUCUGAAGCGUUGUCGUCCGGCAUAGAGGGUGGCUUCUAUACGGCGACCAGCGAAGAAACGGCCGUUCAUUUUAAUCAUGCAAGCUUGGGCACUGAGUGGAUCCUUGAACUUGACUGUCAUGAUACCAUCGGGCUCCUCGUCGUAUAGGACAACAUUCGUGACUUCGCCAAGCGUGGAACACUCUUCUCGUACAUCCUCUUUGAGGUCGAGAAGCAACGACUUGUCCUCCUGAAGCUCUUUCAGCGUGAACAUAUGCUUUAGCACGACCACCCGCCCGUGCUUGUUCAUAGCAUUCAUCUUAUCUUCUUCCGUGAUUGCAGGACCGAAACCAUCCUCGUCGUCCCACUCGCCCAGUUUCUUCUGCAUCUUCCCAAUCCUCCUCGUCGCCCUCUUCUUGUCUUCCACCGUCCUCCGCGGCUUCGCCGGUCCUCCCUGCCCACUACCGCUCUCAUGCUUGUGCCCGAACUCCGCGCGUUUGACAUGCAUCCUCGUGCUCGGCUCGCCCACCCGCAGCUCUGCGUCGUCCAGCAUCGUGAUCGCGAGGUCGACGGACUCCUCCUUGAAGUACACGACGAGCGCGUCCCCCGAGAAGCUCCCGUCGUCGCGCGCGUACAGCUUCACCUUCGGGUACCCCGCAUCGUCCUCCUCGAUCAGUCCGAACUUCCCAAAACGCUCCACGAGCUCGUCCGCGGUCGUGUCGGAGGGCAGUCCAGUGAUGUAAACCGCGGUGUUCUUGGACUUGCGUUCCGGAGGCGCCGCAGAAGUGGACGCGCCGUUGUUGGAGUCGUUGGCGGCAGAGCCUUUCUUGCCGCGCUUGCUGCCUCCGGAGAUGAUGACGGGCCCGUCUGCGGGCUCUUUGCGCUUCUUGUUGAUGCGCUUGAGGACGGGCGCGGCGGGUGCCUCCUCGUCUACACCAACGACAGAGUAUGCGGCCUGUUGGGCCUUCACGAGCUCGUCAUCGAGCACUGGGACCCAUGCUCCUUUCGCCGCGUCGUACUCCAGCUCGGUCCCGUCAUCCUGCUCAAAACGCCACGUACCAGCCGUCUUGUCAUAGUGUACGCGUGGAUCGUCGGCGAAUGCGGCGGCCUGUGCCUCUGAUGAGGACCCACUCGCUAAGACUACCGGGGUGGCGCCGUCCUCCAAAGUCGACAUUAUGAUGAGUCAAGGCAAUUAUGCGGACUGCAGAUACGCAGUGGUGUCCAGAGCAAGCA